Messenger RNA from Oncorhynchus kisutch (coho salmon), 10819 nucleotides. Its product is annotated as POU domain, class 2, transcription factor 2. The record is from RefSeq and is a predicted model, not a curated record. NCBI's taxonomy places the organism in Eukaryota, Metazoa, Chordata, Actinopteri, Salmoniformes, Salmonidae. The coding region runs from base 1090 to 3342 and encodes 750 amino acids. Gene Ontology annotation, cellular component: nucleus. Gene Ontology annotation, molecular function: RNA polymerase II cis-regulatory region sequence-specific DNA binding; DNA-binding transcription factor activity, RNA polymerase II-specific. The transcript is spliced from 16 exons. Gene Ontology annotation, biological process: regulation of transcription by RNA polymerase II.
UCGGGGACAAACAGGCAGACAGAAAGACACACAGGCGGAUGGACGGAAAGAUAGGCAAGUGCUCCGACAAGAACCAGAAACGUAACGGAUAUUCAGCUUUCUUUUAUGUUGUUUCCGUUCUUUAUUUAUUUGUUUGGCUUUAUUUAUUUCUUUAUCGAUUGAUUGCGUUUUAAUUACUGCCUUGUGACAGGGAGUGAGGGAGGAGGAGCGUAGGCCAAGCGGGCACAUUGUGUAGCCUUUCCAAAUGUUUAUUUAUUUCAGUUGAUUAUCUUAAUGCGGCUAUUUUACAUGCAUUUUAAACACGAUUCGCUGCUUUGUAGCCUGCGUAUUGGUGAAUUUGUGUGUAUAUAGCCUACAUGCGAGGGACAGUGAGAGACUGCGAUCAGCUAUACACCAAAUAAAGUAGAUUAACCAGAAAUAACAAAUCCAAAUAUAUCACAAUAAUUGUUGGCCUUUACGCACUUCAGCGUCUGUUAUUCGUGUAAUAUUAUCAAUUUUAUUUACCAGCGCAAACCAAAACUAACCACGGUGAGUGACGCUAAGAAACUAGCGACUGUUACGGUGUUUGUUCUCACGCCUGUCGAAAGGAAAACAGUUUGCUAACAUUGAGACUAUGCUAAUAUAAACGCAUACAGGAGAAAUAGAACGAUUAGGCUAUUGUAUGCUACACACACGAGAAAGACAGGAGCAAAAUCAGGCUUAUAAUACAAGUAUUAUUACUAUAUUAGUCCUGAUAGUGUUCUUCUGAUAUAGUAGUGGGAGUUCAGUUGUGGUUCUAUCCGUCUGUGUGUUGGGUCUGGGCUGUUUCAUUAGCCUGAAUGCUGCACACUCAAGGGAGCACCAUAUGUUCUAUACACAUUUACACCCAAAAUCCUGCCGAAGAGAAACAGACAUCCAAAAAUGUAAAUAGAGCUAUCCAGCAUAGCCUACAUGUGUACGCGCCAUCAACUGGUAAGCUAAACAACGAAUUUUCUACGUUUUCGAUACCAAAUACAUUUCAAACGGACGAAGAUACACAGAAGAGGAAACAUCUUGUCACAAUAUUACUGAAAAAUUAUAUGAAACAAAACCAGAAGACGGAGGAAGAUCAUGUUUGUUCCCUUGCCGGUGCCGUUCAUGUUUCAGAGAACUGCCCCUGACCUCAGCGCCUGGCGUCUCAAGUCCCCGUUGGCUCUACGUUCCGACUCCGAAAUCAGGAUGUCAAAGCCAGUAGAGGUUGAGAACACAGGGGCUGACUCUCCAAUGGAGAGCACAGAUUCAGAGCGGAAUGGUCCUGAUAAAAACCAUCAGCUUCAGCAGAUGAAAAUCAGUCCCUUUCACCUUUCUCCAACCCUCAGCAGCAACAAGAAUAAGAUGGAAGAGUGUGGUGAGAUGUCCCCGGGCCCUCCUCCCCACCACAGCCACGCCCCCUCACAGACGCCCCUCCCACACACACAGCUCAUGCUGACCAGCUCCCAACUGGCAGGGUUGACGGCUCUCUUGCCAGCACAGCAGCAGUUGUUACUGCAGCAGGCUCAGGCUCAGCUUCUAGCUGCAGCUGUGCAGCAGUCUGUUCAGCAGUCCAACGCAGCUCACGCAGCUCAUGCAGCCCACGCAGCCGCCCAAGCCAAUCAGCAAGCUCAGGCAGCCGCAGCAGCCAAUCAACAUGCCCAGCAGCAACAGGCGGGACAGACAGGGCAGCAGGGCCAAUCACAGCCCCAGGGACAGAGCACACAAGAACAGACAGGUCAACCUGUCCCUGUCCCGCCCACUCAUCCCCAGCUCACCCUCUCUCAGCCAAUUCAGCUCACCGCCCAGGACAUCCAGCAGUUGUUGCAGCUGCAGCAGUUGGUUCUGGUGCCAGGACACCACCUGCAGUCUCCUCAGUUCCUCCUCCAACAGCACCAAGGGCAGCAAGGACUGCUAUCAACACCAAAUCUGAUUCAGCUACCUCAGCAAAACCAAGGGAGCCUCCUGUCCGCUCCCAGGCUGGGGCUCCAAGCACAGAGAGACAAGGCUAUGGAGGGCAGUGGGGUCAUGACCUCUGUGUCCUCUGUGACCUCUCACCCCGAGGAGCCCAGUGACCUUGAGGAACUGGAGGUGUUCGCCCGCACCUUCAAACAGAGACGCAUCAAACUGGGCUUUACACAGGGUGACGUGGGAAUGGCCAUGGGGAAGCUAUAUGGUAAUGAUUUCAGCCAGACCACCAUCUCUCGCUUCGAGGCCCUCAACCUGAGCUUUAAGAACAUGUGCAAACUCAAACCACUACUGGAGAAGUGGCUCAAUGAUGCAGACAGUACUAUGCCCAGCCCCAGCUCUCUGUCCUCUUCCUCAAUGGGCUUCGAGGGCCUGCCGGGCCGACGCAGGAAGAAAAGAACCAGCAUCGAGACUAACGUCCGCGUGGCCCUGGAGAGAGCCUUCAUCACGAACCAGAAGCCUACCUCAGAGGAGAUCCUGUGUAUCGCGGACCAGCUCAGCAUGGAGAAGGAGGUGAUCCGCGUGUGGUUCUGCAACCGCCGACAGAAAGAGAAGCGUAUCAACCCCAACAGUGCCACCCCUCCCUUGCCCAGCCAGCCCCCCCAAGCCCCACCGACACACAAACCCCCCUGCUACAGCCCACACAUGAUGUCCAGUCAGCUGUCCAGUCAGCUGUCCAGUCAGAUGUCCAGUCAGCUGUCCAGUCAGCUGUCCAGUCAGCUGUCCCAGGCAGUGACCAGCCUCAGUACCACAUUGACCACCAUGUCAUCGUUCUCCCCUCAUACCCCCAGUGGUCCCACCCACUCAUCUCUCAGCUCCGCCUCCUCCCCAGUGACACCUCCUCCUCCUCGCAGCACAGCCAGCCCAGCCACUCCCAGCCACAGCACACUGAGUCUCAACACAGGCUUAUGGCGUUUGGGUAAAAAGAAUGGUGACGUGUCUAACUACAUCACCGAUUUUGCUGCAAACUUGAGGAACACUGUGAUGGGAGUAAACACAGGGAACCAGGCUCUGAACCAAGCUCUCCUCAGCAACAACCAGUUGGCUACUAUACAAGCCCUAGCAGCCAGUGGUGGCCAGCUGCCCCUUUCCAGUCUUGAGGGGAGCAGUAAGGUGUUGCUGGGUGGUGCAGGGGGGCAGGGAGGGGGUCUCCAGUCCUCCUUCUUCCUCAACCACCCCGCUUUCCUCCACAUGGGCCAGAAUCCUGGUGCUGGAUUGGUCAGCGCUGCCGUAGCCAAAGCAUCCCAGCCCUCCCCUUACCCCUCAACCAGUAGCAUAAGCCCCACCCCCUGCUCACCCUCCCCUUGCUCUAGCCCCGCCUCUUCCUGCGACUUCAAUGAAUUGGCACACAGCCCAUCCUUGUUGGGAGGGGCUAAGAUUGAGUGACACAGCCAAGCGCCAAUCAGAGAGGAGAAGGAGAAAGGAGGAAACGACAACCUCGCCUUUCAACCAAAGCUAUCUCUUUUACCACUCUCGCCCUACACUCUCUCUCUCUCCCCCCCAGUCUUUCGAUGCCAAAAAUACACAGAAUGAAAGAGAGGAGAGGGGGGAGUCAGAAGUGAAAAGGGGGAGAAGGGGGGAAAGAGGAAGAUUUAAACCAAAAAUCUUUAUCUAUCCAAAGUGAUGGAGGAGGCAUCGUGGGACUGUUUAGUCAAUACUGAGCGAUAUCGCACCUCUCCUUUCUGUCUCUCUUUCUUUCCCGGGAAAAUAAACCAAUGACAAAUAACAGGAUUAGAGAUGUGCGUCGAAUCAUGUGAACCAAAAAUGUUUUGGGGGAAUGGUGACAGGGACAGAAAAAAGAAGUGGAUGAUUUUCUUUGAAAAGCUGCAGGUCUGAAAGAGGAGGAGAUGGGAGGAGGAUUUUAAACCAAAAAUGUACCUGAGGAGGAGAAGAGGAACGCAUGAUGACAAAAAUCAACAACCAUACCAAAAUCCCAGAAACCAAAAAUACGGAAAGAAAAGCUUUAUCCAAACGACUUAUACAUACGGAUCCUAUCCAGGACCAGGACUCUGCUACACACACACACACGAUAUCCACAGCCAAUCACAUUCAUCCAUCCAAUCAGUCAUCCACCCAUCAUGUCUGUCAUAGUCUGUCACUCACUUUCACAGCAGUUUUGUUGUUUCUGUGGGAUAUUUUAGAUUGUUGUAAAUGGUUGAUACUGAAUGAGCCAAGCUUACAGGUGUGUCUCUGUUUGUGUUUUCCUACCUCUGCUUCUUUGGGUAUCCUAUCUCCCCCUUGAUUUCCAAUAGUUUACUGAUAGCGUUGGAGUCUGUCAUCAUCAUCUUGUGCCAUAUACUUCAUGUUGUCAGAGAUAAUAAGAGACAAGAGUGAACAAGAGAUCAGGCUGAGUGUAGCAGUUUCCAGCCUUGAUAAAAACCUCUCUCUCUCUGUAAUUACUCACAACAAAAUGACUCACUUGAUGAAAUAAUAUUAGACUUAGACUCAAUGUAGUCCUUGUGAAUGGCCAAUCCACCAUGAUGACAGUAUGAAAUUGAGCAUGAUUGGAGAUUUAAACUAGUAACAUUGAGGCAAGAAAGAGGUAAAUUAAUAAAAAUGUUAGUUUAGUCAUGGACAGGUCUGUCUUACGUUGUCAAUCAGUCAUCUGUCUCGACGUGCAGUAGAGAAACAGAGAUCAAAACCUGUUUAAUGUUUAAUAUACGUUGUUUUUAUUGUUCAUCAUCCCUCCAGUACAUCCCAUUUUCACUGUCAUUUUCCACCCAAAUCUGCCAUUAUUACACGUUUAAACCAAAGCAUUUGUUACUCUUCAGAGGAGUCAGCCAUGACAUUAACACUCACAUACUGUAGGGUUUGGGGACACACCCUACCCCUCCCGCUGAACCCCCCUAGUUGACCCCUUCCAUCUCCUUAUGCCCGAGAGGGUCACUUCAAAAGGACAGAACCCUCACCCAACAUAAAAGGGGUGCAUACGGGGAGGGGAUCGGAUGGUGCGAUGGGAUCAAACAUACAGAAAGAGGGGAUGUUUUUGUAAGAGGAUACCAAAAAUACAAACCAAAAACGUCAGAAACAAACCAAAAAGAAACAGCCAAAUAUGGAUGGGGGGAUGAGGGGAGGAGGAGAAGUGUAGGUUUUUACAGACUGGAGCUGACGCCUCUGUCUGUUAUCCAACUAACUGGGCUUCAGUGGCCCUCUCUAAACUCUGGAGCACAGAUGGACAGAUGUAUAGAUAGACAUCCUCCCUCUCCCCUGUCUUUUUCACUCCAAACUCAGCUCUUCUUCUCUGGUCCUGGAUGGAGAAAUCUCUAAUGACCUCAUUGAACUGAAUCUUCAAAGUCAGUUUUUAUUUUUCCUGUUUGUUGGUUUAUUUUGUAUUUGAUUUGUUUGCUGUGUGAUGCUGUUUAUGUGCUGUUCUUUACUCAUUUGGGAUAAUAACGUAUUUGCUUGCUACAACAGCUCCUUAUGUUUUCCUAGUUGUUCUAGAGAUUUUAUCAGGUGGUUGGAAAAAUACUGUGAAAAUGUAGCUUCCAGAUUUUUAUUAGAUAAAAAAAAACUGACUGUCUUGGCAGAAAAAAGACACAGAAAAAGUCCAAAACACGAGUUGAAAAGCAAAACGUGCAAAACGUGCAAACCAAACACCAAAUACCAAACCAAACACCAAAUCAAACACCAAACCAAACACCAAAUACCAAACCAAACACCAAAUCAAACACCAAACCAAACACCAAAUACCAAACCAAACACCAAAUCAAACACCAAACCAAACACCAAAUACCAAACCAAACACCAAACACCAAACCAAAUACCAAACCAAACACCAAAUACCAAACCAAACACCAAACACAAAACCAAACACCAAACCAAACACCAAAUACCAAACACCAAAUACCAAACCAAACACCAAAUACCAAACCAAACACCAAAUACCAAACCAAACACCAAACCAAACACCAAAUACCAAACCAAACACCAAAUACCAAACACCAAAUACCAAACCAAACACCAAAUACCAAACACCAAACCAAACACCAAAUACCAAACACCAAACCAAACACCAAAUACCAAACCAAACACCAAAUAACAAACACCAAACCAAACACCAAAUACCAAACACCAAACCAAAUACCAAAUACCAAAUACCAAACCAAACACCAAACACCAAACCAAACACCAAACCAAACACCAAACACCAAACCAAACACAACACCAAAUACCAAACCAAACCAAAAGGCAGGAUAAAACUAGAGAUGGUUCAACUGCCGUCCCUGCCGUUGCAUUAGGGCUCACACUUAUGAUUGUGUCAAUUUAUCUGAAGUGUGUGUGUAUGUGCGUUGUGUGAGGGUGCGAUAUUGUGUGUUUGUGUGUUGUGUGUACACGCAUUAUAGAAAGAAUUCAGUGGAGUUUACAAAGAUGUCCUCCCUUGCACGUUUACCGCCAUUAUCACACACACACACACUUCGGCAAAAAUGUACAGUCGAGUUUAAAAUGCAUCCAAAGAGUAUUUGGUUUGACACACAGAAAUACAGUUGUCAAAUGAGAAUCCUUAAUGAACUAAUCUAUUUUAGAUGUGGGGGUUCUAACCACGAGGUGAAACCUUUCCUCAACAUUAACUCUUAGACGGAAUGUAUCUGUUAGUGCUUCUAUAGAUUUUGUAGAUAAAAGAUCUGUGUCCUAAUGCUUACUUAUUGCUAAUGUAUUGAAAAACAUACAAAAAAUAUCUUAAAAAACAUUGAUGAUAAUGACUUGAUUUUAGACCAAAAAUGUUACUCUCUCUUGAUAAAUAUAUGGUUUAUUUUUCUUUGUCGAAUCAUUUAGGACUUUUGAUUGAUUGUACUAUUUAUUAAUUUUAAGUUUGAUUGAUUUAAGCUUAUAUUGAUUUCUUCUAACUAUUUAUAUGUUAUUUAUUUAUUCUAGAGUCUUUUUACUGGGGAUAUAUUUUGGGGUAUAUAUUUAGAAUAUAUAUUACGGGGCUCCUGCUGAAGUACCUUCUCACCUCUUCAAACCAGAUACAUGCAACCACAGGUCUCAGGGCCUAGGAGAACAUGGUCAUGUUUGACCACAGACUCACUGCGACUACUCUUAAAGCUCUUAAAGGGAUGGGGGUGAGCUCAUUCAGACUCUUUUCAAAUGGAUGGGGUGAGCUUACAGGGGUCAGCACUGUGUCUACAUAGAGCACUUCAGUAUGACCACCUAACAGCGUUUUCUCAGGCAUUGCAGGGCAAGGUCAUGGGAAUAGGAACGUCAGCUUCAUAUUGAUGUAAAUUUGAGCAAUUCAAUGUUUUCAGGUGUUGAAUGCUGUCUUUCCUAAAUAUGGGGUUAAUUGUCCGAAUGAUAAUGAUAUUACUAAUGAUGUCCUUAUUGUAUGACUGGUGAGAUGAGAGGGACAGAGCAUCUGAGUGUUUCUGGCUUUAUGUGCGGUCUUGUGAUGUUGUGUUUAGUUGAAGGGGGGAUAGGGAGCCUCAGUAGGGUUCCCUACAGCCUUACUACAGUCCAGGAUUGUUACUGGAGACCCACACCCAGGUGGGAUCAAACCAGUCAUGAGUGAAACUUUUAAAACAUUGUAUUAAUAAAUCUCAAAGCUUUAGAACUGGAGUUUGUUCCCAUUACGAUGUAUACCAUAUACUUUGGACAGAUCAGGUUAGAGGGAUUAUAUCCCGGAUGUACAUGUAGUCAGCGCUGCCUAUAAGCUAGUAUAAUGUAUGUUUGAAUAUAGCCCAACGGUUCUGGAAGAGAGCUCCGCUGACAGGGAUGGUCAGGCAGGCAGAUUGUUCUUAAAGAUACAGUGCUGUUCCCUCACAACCUCUCCUCUCCUCAUGAUAAAUACACUGAAAGCUUUAAACAGCUACCAAACCAAAAAAACAGUUAGAAGAUGCAUUGACUGGGGCAAAGGAACGUGACAGAGGGACUUGUUUUCUUUUCUUUCUGUUUGGACUUUUCUUAAUGUUGGUAGGUUUUGUUUCCCACAUCUACUGUAGGAUGUUAAAGAGAGAUAUACCUCAUAUACUCUGAUGAUAAACCAAAUAGAUGAAAGCUUUACAAAAAAAGUGGGGUUUGUGUGAGGAUCGGGGUGUGGGGUGGGACUGUGUGUACGUGUGAGUGUGACCAUGAAUGGCCAGAGCGAGGCUUGGGUCCGGCAGAGUUCAAAGAUAAUGGGGUCAGAGUUCACAUUUCUUGUGCCCCAUCCAAAUCAGGAGACAUUUUGGGUAGCAAGUUGUAUGCCAGCCCUCUCGCUGUGGUUCCCAGUCCACCCCCCCACACACCUCCCUCUCAGUCUGGUCUGUAGAACAACCCCCCUGCUCUGUACAGCCCUCUCUCCAUCCCCCUCUCCCCUACUGCUCCCUCCCUGCUGAAAUGAAACACUCUCCAAGUAUACGUUUUCCAUAGGCACAGAUCUAGGAUCAGCUUACCUUCCUCCAAAUCCUAAUCUUAACCAUUGAGGGCACAUAACACUGGCCUUAGGUCAGUGUCUAUGGAGCAGCUUUGUCCUACUCCUUAACACAAAACUUUAUUACAGGGGCUAGCCUCUGGGUACCCAGCAUCUUUAGGUGAUUGGCUGGAUGUUGUGUUGUUUAGAUUAUUGACCUGUGUCUGUCAGAGAUGUGUGUGGCAGCGAGCGCAGAGGGGUAGGUGACUGGGGAAGGGCUGAGACUGUGGUUGCUAGGUGACGCAUGCAUACACUCCCCCAAGGUGGAAGUCCCUAUUUCUCCCUUGCUCUUUCCUUCUGUAAUGAGGUGUAGAUCAGUUUAGGUCCUCUUCAUCCUGGUAGGAUGCUUCUGUGGAUCUCAGGGUCUUAGGGAUCACAUGUAAAGUGUAAGUCCUUCCAGUAGGGAUACCCCCACAAGAGAAUGAUACCAAAGUUUAUGCCCCACUGUUGGAUACGGCACCAUGCACUCACUCCCUAAAACCCUGCUGUUUACCAGUGUCUGCACUGUUGGAGCUAGGAACAUAAGCAUUUCGCUACACCCGCGAUAACAUCUGCAAAAUAUGUAUACGCGACCAAUAAAAUGUGAUUUGUCCAUUCAGAGACUACACCUCUCCUAUAGACUGAGUAGUCACCUGGCCAUAGGUGCAGAUCUAGGAUCUGUUAACUUUUCCCUAAUCAUAGCUAUUAGUGUAGGGAGAACACAAAACUGACGUUAGAUCAGCACCUAGAGGCAACAAAUCCUACUCCCUUUACUAUAGCCUGGGUCAACAUUAUCACAGCAGAGUUUAGUCUGGAAGAACAUCUCCAGACAUCUUUGGCAUGAACCAUUUUGUACAUUUGUACAGUCUGAACAUCACAACAUUGAUUCAGUUAAUGGAUUAAUUCCUUGUAGUCUCAGUGAAACACCUUAGCAACCGUGUCAAAUGAGAAACAAAGGAAAUUGUGAAAUGUAGGAAUCGAUAUUGCAACCUGGACUCAAGGAUAGACGUAACAUAGUAAAUGUAAAUCCGAGACAGUGUAAUUAGUACAUGUUACGUUUGGUAUGAGACCAGGCUGGAAUUGAUUUAAAUUGGAGCAGAACAGGCAAUGAUUAACAGUUUACUGAUAGAUGACAGAACAUUGUGUAGAUGUCAAGGCAGGAGAAAGCAAAGGGGGACAAAAAGACAAUAUCAGGAGCAAAGAAACAAAAAAGGAGGAUGACUGAUAUUCCUCGUACCUACUCACUUCCACACACCCUCUCUUUCAUCCUUUCUUCUGUAUUCAUUCUCUCUCUUGUACAAUACAGCUUCAGUCCAAAGUUCCUUAAGCAAGACAGCAAAGUCCGAUCGUACAGAAUAAAACCAAAGAGUUCGACAUUCCUCCUCUUUCACAGACAGCCACUGCAUCCCUCUUUCUUUCUCUCCUUUCUGUCUAUUCAUCUCUUUUCUGCUCCAACCCCGUCACCUAGUAACCCAGUUUCUGACCUCAGCGAUUAAGAUAAUGAUAAAAAUGUAUAUUUUUAAGUAUUUGUCAUUGGAAAAUUACCUUAAGCUUCUCGUAAAUAUGAUGAUGACGAUAAUGACGUUUCUCUUGGUAUCUCUGUAGUUGUUCUGAUCUUUUUUGAGAUUCGUCCUUUUUGCUCGUGCUGCCAGAGUAAUUCUGAUGAUCCCAAUAUCCUCUUGGGGUUUGUUGACCCUGUCCUUUUAGUUCUGUCUGUCUGUCCCUUACCACUGUCUGUAUUCCUGUCUGUCUGUUUGUAUUCCAUGUUGUCCUCUGUGUUCAUUGGGCAGAGGGAAAAGCUACAUGUUUCAACCGAAAAUGUGAUGUUUGUGGGAGAAUUCUGUACGAGUUGUUUGUGGGAGAAUUCUGUACGAGUCGUUAAGGAGAGUUUUUCCAGGGAAUUCCAGACUUCUUUGGUGGUUUGUGGGGAGGGGUUAAUAAAACGGAGGGAGGAGGGAAAACUGUCAUAACUGCUAUAACUGUUCUGUGGAAAUAAGUCCCCAAGGUGUAGGUGUGUGUGUGUGUGUGUGUGUGUGUGUGUGUGUGUGUGUGUGUGUGUGUGUGUGUGUGCGCUCGCCUCAAAAUGUAUUUCAUCUGCUAGAUAAGCAACAGGUUUGUAAACAUUGGCUUGAUUGGGGAUUUACUGUUAGUCAACAUGUAGUUCAUUUCCCUCUGUCUGACCUUCAACCUUUGUUGUUUGUUUCCCUAUCCAUUUUAGUGUGUGUGUGUGUGUCCUUAUCCUCUCUCACAUCAUUUGUUCUACCAUCAUGUGUCUUACAUCAUGUGAGCAGUCCUCCUCUUUCCUCUCCCUUCUCUCUGUCUCGCCCUCCCUUCUUCCUUGUGGUAGCAACUUAGCCUUUUACUGUGUUUAUCUUUAAAACAAAAACAAAAAACAAGAGAAAUAUCUCUGCUUGUUCAUAGUACAGUGUUGUUCAUUUAAAGUCAUUUUUGUAACUGAAAGUGUUUCAUUCAUCCAAAUAAAAACAGGAGACAAAAACUGUA